Molecule: messenger RNA, 1311 nt
Organism: Piliocolobus tephrosceles (Ugandan red Colobus)
Lineage: Eukaryota; Metazoa; Chordata; Mammalia; Primates; Cercopithecidae
Gene: CENPS
Product: centromere protein S
Exons: 5
Coding region: 490-906 (138 amino acids)
Biological process (GO): replication fork processing; resolution of meiotic recombination intermediates
Cellular component (GO): FANCM-MHF complex; Fanconi anaemia nuclear complex
Molecular function (GO): chromatin binding; protein heterodimerization activity
Source: RefSeq, a predicted model, not a curated record
UGACUUUGUGACGCUACUGUUGGUGAUAGAAUGAUAAAGUUGAUGGUGGAUUUUGCAAGAUACACCUGAGGUACAGGUGCUUGGAGCUCUUGAUAAUGUGUACUGCGUUACAUGAUCUGUAAAUCGUGGGCUAUGCAUCCUUUACACUCGACUGGAACACCUAUGCACACACGUGUUUCGCGGAGAGUGGUGCUCAGCGCUGUGCCAGGUGCUGAAUUAGGCUCUGGGGUGCAGCAGUGACCUGGGUGGUCAUGUCUCCGCCUCGCCCGGCCACCUCCGUUGAGAAACCUGAGCAGGGGCCUGGCUGGAGGCCGACGGCGGAGUUCCCUCAACGGAGCGCCGCCAGGGGGCGCGCGAGACAGGGCGGAGCUGCGUACUUUGUCCGCCCGCGCAGCCCGUCGCUCGCGCCGCGGCGGGAAUAUCCGACCUGGCCUCGCACCACCGCCCCUUCUAGGCCCUCCUGCAUUUGCCCAGGGUCGGCACGCAGUAAUGGAGGAGGAGGCGGAGACCCAGGAGCAGCAGCGAUUCUCUUACCAACAGAGGCUAAAGGCAGCAGUUCACUAUACUGUGGGUUGUCUUUGCGAGGAAGUUGCAUUGGACAAAGAGAUGCAGUUCAGCAAACAAACCAUUGCGGCCAUUUCGGAGCUGACUUUCCGACAGUGCGAAAAUUUUGCCAAAGACCUUGAGACGUUUGCAAGACAUGCGAAAAGAACCACAAUUAACACUGAAGAUGUGAAGCUCUUAGCCAGGAGGAGUAAUUCACUGCUAAAAUACAUCACAGACAAAAGUGAAGAGAUUGCUCAGAUUAACCUAGAACGAAAAGCACAGAAGAAAAAGAAGUCAGAGGAUGGAAGCAAAAAUUCAAGGGAGCCAGCAGAGGCUGGAGUGGUGGGAAGUGAGAAUUAAAGCCCCUCGCCGCUUGGAAAAUGCAGCCUUCUACAGGUAGAGCCGCCUAGAAAUGCGCAUGACCGCCAAGGAGACUUCGAAGGGUUAAAUAGAGACUAAAAAAUACAUAAAUAAAAAGACUAGGCUAGGGGCCUUUUUGUGCUGAAUUCUCCACAUUGUUAACUGCAAAAGCUAGUUUUAGAGAAUGGGAAAGUCUUAAGCAAAAUACUCCCAGGUCUCACUCCAGAACAUAUAAAUGGUGUGUGAUUAAAUGGUAUAUAUUAGAAAUUACAUCUGUUGUAAUUAAAAUUGUGUGCGCAAUUAAACAUGGUUGACUUUUUCAAGCAAAAAUCAGUUCAUCUUUUGAUGUAAUUUUGUAGGCUAAAUGACAAUCUCUGAAAGAUGAAUAAAGUUAUAUUUAUUUAG